Girardinichthys multiradiatus is the source of this 688-nucleotide messenger RNA. RefSeq names its product succinate dehydrogenase complex assembly factor 3 (gene sdhaf3). Bases 137 to 508 code for a protein of 123 amino acids. Lineage: Eukaryota; Metazoa; Chordata; Actinopteri; Cyprinodontiformes; Goodeidae. The record is from RefSeq and is a predicted model, not a curated record. The transcript is spliced from 2 exons. Gene Ontology annotation, biological process: mitochondrial respiratory chain complex II assembly; succinate metabolic process. Gene Ontology annotation, cellular component: mitochondrial intermembrane space; mitochondrion.
UCGCCAUUAAACUCGAGGAAGAAGAACUUCCGGAACAAACAAGGACUUCUGUUUCUAUAAGUGUCCUUUUAAAUGCUGCUGUUGGGUUUUAUGUCGUCGCAGCUUUAAGCGCUUCGAAAAAAAUUGAUUCUGUUCGAUGGCUGCGUCUGCUCACGUCUCCAGAAUCCGCUCCCUGUACAAGAGGAUCCUGGUCCUACACCGCUUCCUGCCCAUCCACCUGAGGGCCCUCGGUGAUCAAUAUGUGAAGGAAGAGUUCAGGAGACACAAGAGUGCAGCUCCUGAGGAGGUGAAGAGCUUCCUGUCAGAGUGGGAGAACUACAAAGACACCAUGCAGGCCCAGGUCAUGGAGUCAGCAGGAAGGCAGAGUGGCGGUUUGAUGUUUGGGGCUGACCUGCCCGAAGAGAAGCUGAGUCAUUUACAGGAUGAACAGAUCGGUCAGCUGUACGAACUCAUGCUGGAAUCCACCAAACCCAACAAACAGUUUGACCUUCAUGAGGACAGCAGGUGAAGAAGAAGGCCACUGAGAUUUUAAUUGUGAUAAGUUCAUAAAGCUAGUGUAUUAACUUUGGGUGUCUGACAUGAAGACUGGAGGCUUUGAAGCAUAUGUGAUUAUGCUCAAGUGCUGAUUCAUAAUUCUGUUUCUUUGCUCAGCCCAUUUACUGUCACAAUAAAAAGGUUUAUCAUGCUA